Syngnathoides biaculeatus (alligator pipefish) is the source of this 1230-nucleotide messenger RNA. RefSeq names its product OTU deubiquitinase with linear linkage specificity a (gene otulina). The transcript is spliced from 3 exons. Bases 110 to 760 code for a protein of 216 amino acids. The record is from RefSeq and is a predicted model, not a curated record. NCBI's taxonomy places the organism in Eukaryota, Metazoa, Chordata, Actinopteri, Syngnathiformes, Syngnathidae.
UGCUGAUCGAUUACCGCAGAAGAAGAAGAAGCAGGAAACCGGAAGCAGGAAGCGGCUCAUCUCAUAGUUACAACAACAACAACACGUUUCAAAUGCGCAAGUGCUCACAAUGUCCUGGUUCAAAGCUGUGUCAAACGGCGUCGACGACGUUUUUGAAGAGAACGCGGACGAACUUGACAUUUCGAGCAAAGAAUGGACGGUCAACAUGAAGAGGAGAAUCAGGGAUGGUUACGUAGACGGCGCAGACGCCGGCGAGGACGCCGCGCUGGAGGUGGGAUUCAAGGAGGGCUUCCAGGAGGGAGCCGCCAAGACUGUGGCCGUUGGGCGACUUCGAGGGAUCGUAAGCGCAAUUGGCAGCUGGUACCAGGUGGAGCAUCGGGGCCGGCCCUUCCCCGCCUCCGUCACGGAGCUCCUGCGGCGGGUUUCGCAGCACGAGGAGUCCAUCGUGACGGAAAUCAUGAAGGCCAUGGAGAAGCUGCCCCCCCCCAGCGUGGACGACGUGUCGGAGAGCAUGGAGGGGCUACGGGUGGCGGCGCCGGACGGGUGCCAGCGGAGCGACUGUUGCACAGGGGAGGAGCAAAUGGACACGGAUUCCCCGCGGCGUUCCCGGACGUCGCGUUCGGCGUGCGGCGACGGUUCCGCCGCUCCGGCCCGCGGGACCGUCUUCGGCGAGCUCGUCCAGAGCUGCAGGGACAUCGUGACGGAACUCGGGCUGCCUCCGAGCCUUUUGGACCACAUCAAUGAACUGGAGAACCUUUAAAUGACAGCUGCAGGUAAAGCACAGUCCCGAGGAUCCGGGUUCGAGCCCGGCCCCGCCUGUGUGGAGUUUGCGUGUUCUCCCCCGUGCCUUGCGUGGGUUUCCUCCCACAUCCCGAAAACAUGCAACAUUAAUUGAGCACUCUAAAUUGCCCCCGCCUCCUGCCCGUUGACAGCUCAGAUAUCUCCAGCACUCCUCGCGACCCUCGUGAGGAUGAGCGGCAAAAGGAAAUCGAUGGAUUGUAUUGACUUGACAAUCGACGCCUUAAAAAGUCUGCCGGUUUCGUGCUGGCGCACAGUGCAAAAUAACCCAGAGAGGCUAACAAAGCUAGCAUCAAUAUUAUGAUUAUUAUUAUAUUAUGAUUAUUGUAAACAUCAAAACACAAACACUAGCAACACAUACGGACACGCUACAAUUGUUCUCAGGCAUAUAUUCAUUAAAUUUACGUGUUAUGUACACGUAUGUAUGGAUUA